AACGCAGCGGGGCGGAAUCUGCGCAAUGAUCCUCCAUCCGAAGCGCUUCGUGGCUCCAUCAGGAGCUGCUUCCUGCCGGGCUGGGCGCAGUCCGUCCCCUGCUCAGGUUUCAGAAACAGUCAGAUAAAUACGUGCGGGAGCUUUUACGCACGGUGCGUCUCCAUCAUGACGUCGCCAUGAGCUCCAGAUUGUAGAGAGGAGGAGGGGAGUGCUGAAUCGCUGCUCGUCGUUUCUGUGGAUGCGUUUGUGUAUCUGUAUUUGUGUGUGAGCGUGUGUGUGUGUGAGUGUGUGUGGAUUCCCCCCCCCCCCCCUUCUUGUCAUCUCUUUGCAAUACUUGGAAAUAACCCGGACCAGCGCUGUUUACGCGCGGAGCUGCUCGCUCAUUUACUGCAAAGCCAUAAUAACAGAGCCAUGCAGAGCGCGAGGAGGAUGCACCUUUCUGCCCACUAUUCCGACUCACUGGGAGGACUGGCCUGGACUGGGAGCCAUCGAACCGACAAUCCAGAAAUGGCGCCGAUAUUGUUUCUGAUUAUCCUCUGCGCUCUCCCAGCGCUCGUUGUGCCCAUGCAUAAUUCAUCAGCGGGAGGCUGUGCCAUCAUCCGGCCUCCGCGGGACGGAGGGAUCCGUUACCGAGGCCUGACGCAGGAGCAGAUCCGCAGCAUUCAGAUUCUGCCUGUGGAUUAUGAGAUCGAGUACAUCUGCAGAGAAAACCGGCAGAUCUCGGGGCCAAAGGUCAGGAAGUGUUUGCCCAACGGCAAGUGGACGGACAUGACGCAGCUCAGCGUAUGCUUGCUGCAGUGCCCCAAGGUUUGGACGUCCCUGGAGAACGGCAGGGUGACGGCGCGGCCCCCGGGGCCCCCGGCGGAGGGAACGGUCCUCCACUACAGCUGCAACUCCGGCUUCAUCCUGGAGGGCAGAAACAUCAGCCACUGCACCAAGCUGGGCAAAUGGGACGCCCCCAAACCCACCUGCCUCUAUGACAGAAACUACACAGGGAAGAAGAAGCUGUACAUCGGAGCUCUAUUCCCCAUGAGCGGCGGCUGGCCGGGCGGCCAGGCGUGCAUGCCGUCCGCUCAGAUGGCUCUGGACCUGGUGAACAACAGGAGCGACAUCCUGCCGGACUACGAGCUGGAGCUCAUCCACUACGACAGCAUGUGCGACCCGGGGGAGGCAACCAAGCUGCUGUACGACCUGCUCUACACCGAACCCAUCAAGAUCGUCCUGAUGCCCGGCUGCAGCGGCGUCUCCACGCUGGUGGCCGAAGCCGCCCGCAUGUGGAACCUCAUCGUGCUGUCCUACGGCUCCAGCUCUCCAGCGCUGUCCAACCGCCAGCGCUUCCCCACCUUCUUCCGCACCCACCCGUCUGCCACCCUCCAUAACCCCACCAGGGUGCGGCUCUUCAAGAAGUGGAACUGGUCACGCAUCGCCACCAUCCAGCAGACCACAGAAGUCUUCACCUCCACUCUGGAUGAUCUGGAGCAGAGGGUGAAGGAGGCAGGCAUCGAGAUCAGCGUUCGUCAGAGCUUCCUCACCGACCCGGCUGUCGCUGUCAAGAACCUCAAGCGCCAGGAUGCCAGGAUCAUUGUGGGGCUGUUUUAUGAAACCGAGGCCAGGAAGGUGUUCUGUGAGGUCGGUUUCAAGGAGAAGCUGUACGGGAAGAAGCACGUCUGGUUCCUGAUUGGCUGGUACGCCGACAACUGGUUCAAGAUCAAAGACCCGGCCAUCAACUGCACGGUGGAGAACAUGACGGAGGCCGUGGAGGGACACGUGACCACCGAGAUCGUCAUGCUGAACCCCGAGACCGUCCGCGGCGUCUCCAACAUGACUUCACAGGAGUUUCUGGGAGCCUUGAUGUCUCGUCUUGGGGGGAAGAACCCAGAGGAGACGGGCGGCUUCCAGGAGGCGCCGCUCGCCUUCGACGCGGUGUGGGCCCUGGCGCUGGCCCUCAACAAGACCGUGGCCCCCCUGAAGGCCAAGGGCCGGCGGCUGGAGGACUUCAACUACAACAACCACGACAUCACCUCGGAGAUCUACAGAGCCCUGAACACCAGCUCCUUCGAAGGGGUUUCGGGUCACGUGGUGUUUGACGCUCAGGGUUCCAGGAUGGCAAUGACCCUCAUCGAACAACUGCAAGGAGGAAGUUAUAAGAAGAUUGGUUACUAUGACAGCUCCCAGAUGAACCUGAGCUGGUUCAACAACGACGUCUGGAUCGGCGGGAAGCCUCCGGCGGACCGGACCGUGGUUCUGGAGGAGUACCGCCUCUUGUCUCAGAAGCUGUUUGCGGCGGUGUCCGUCUUCGCCGGCCUCGGCAUCCUGCUCGGCAUCGUCUGUCUGACCUUCAACAUCUACAACGGCAACGUGCGCUACAUCCAGAACUCGCAGCCCUACCUGAACAACAUGACGGCGGUUGGCUGCAUGAUGGCGCUGGCUGCAGUUUUCCCGCUGGGGAUUGAUCGGCAUCACGUCAACAGACCGCAGUUCCCCGUCGUCUGCCAGUUCCGCCUGUGGCUGCUCGGCCUCGGCUUCAGCCUCGCUUAUGGCAGCAUGUUCACCAAGAUCUGGUGGGUCCACACCCUGUUCACCAAGAAGGACGAGAAGAAGGAGAAGAAGAAGCAACCCUUGGAGCCGUGGAAACUCUACGCAACAGUUGGAGUGCUGCUGGCCAUCGACUUCCUGUCGCUCAUGAUCUGGCAGAUUGUGGAUCCUCUGCACAUCACGGUCGAGAAGUUCACCAGAGAGGCGCCUAAAGAAGACCUGGACGUCCUGAUCCAGCCUCUGCUGGAGCACUGCAGCUCUGAGAAGAUGAACACGUGGCUCGGUGUGGUUUAUGGCUACAAGGGUCUGCUGCUGCUCCUGGGUAUUUUUCUGGCUUAUGAGACGAAGUCUGUCUCCACGGAGAAGAUCAAUGACCAUCGAGCCGUGGGGAUGGCCAUCUACAACGUAGCCGUGCUCUGCCUGAUCACGGCGCCGGUGACGAUGAUCCUGUCUUCGCAGCAAGACGCCUCCUUCGCCUUCGCCUCGCUCGCCAUCGUCUUCUCUGCUUACAUCACUCUGGUGGUGCUCUUCGUCCCGAAGAUGCGGCGCCUCAUCACCCGCGGCGAGUGGCAGUCAGAGCAGCAGGACACGCUGAAGACCGGAUCGUCCACCAACAACAACGACGAGGAGAAGUCCAGGCAGCUGGAGCGGGAGAACCGGGAGCUGCAGAAGAUCAUCCAGGAGAAAGAAGAGAGGGUGUCCGCGCUUCGCAACCAGCUGGCCGAGCGUCAGGCAAUACGCAACCGCCGCCAACCCACCUCAGGCCAGAAUCAGAACCACAACGCCCCGCUGCCCGCGUCCCAGACCGAUCCCAAGUCGCUGCUUCCCCCUCCAGGAUACCCCAACCCCACCGUGGACAACCACUCCCUGCCGCCGUCCUUCUCCAACUCGUCCAGCCUCUACCCGGCCGACAGCAAGAUGAGCCGCAACCACUGUCACAACAGCCAGAUCCCGCUGCUCUACAAGUAGGCGGGGAGGGAGGGGAGACUGGGGAGACUGGGGGGAUCAGGGGAGACUGGGAGGAUCAGGGGAGACUGGGAGGAUCAGGGGAGACUGGGAGGAUCAGGGGGAUCAGGGGGAUCGGGGCUGGAGGGGUGGGUGGACACACGAAACACAAGCAGGACACGACUGCUGGGCAGGAGCCCACAGGUCAACACCCGUCCUCACCGUUCUGCAUCCAAACCCAGAAACAAAGCACACAUGGCGGCCGCAACAACGCCUCUGACCUCCAGAGGGCAGAGGUCGUCUGGACGUUCAGAGGUCGUCUGGACGUUCAGAGGUCGUCUGGACGUUCAGAGGUCGUCUGUGACCUUCAAAGGUCGUCUGGACGUUCAGAGGUCGUCUGUGACCUUCAAAGGUCGUCUGGACGUUCAGAGGUCGUCUGGACGUUCAGAGGUCGUCUGGACGUUCAGAGGUCGUCUGUGACCUUCAAAGGUCGUCUGGACGUUCAGAGGUCGUCUGUGACCUUCAAAGGUCGUCUGUGACCUUCAGAGGUCGUUUGGACGGUCACACGCUCCGUGGAGACGGGGAUGUUCUUGGAAAAACGUGCGUGUUUGUGUUUUUUCUGCGAUUUCGUCUGUCUGGUGGGGUUUGUUCCUCAUGCAGUUGGUGGUUUUUAUCGUUCUGUAAAAUUUGAUCCGUUUCGUCAUGGAGGUGUCGUCUGACUCUUUGUUCACUUUUCAGGAGAAAACUGAAAGUUACUGACUGAUAAAAGCAAUGUACAGAUUUUAUUCAACGUUCCCGGGAACGCUGGGUUUAUCCAAAAGUUGUCAUGUGAUUUAUUUAAUAGCCAUAGCCUAAAGGUCAGGGGUCAGCAUGUGUGGAUGUCUGUUGUCAGGCUGCAUUUCAAUGUAAACCUUGAUGAUAAACGGAGAGCAGAAGAAACCAGCUGGGAUAUUUCUGAAGCUUCUUAGUUUUUCAUGUUUAUUUCUUUGGGAUUUUUGAUUUCUUUUAAUCUGAGAUUAAAAACACACACAGGCUCUUGAUUGGUCCAGUUUCUGACCGGUUCUGGUGUUUUAAAACUGGACAAAUGAGAAACGUCCUGCUUCAUUAAAGCCUCAUGAGGGAUGUGCAGCAGAUAGGAUCCAACAGAGACAUCCUGCUCAUCCUGUGUCUCUGACGUCCAACAGAAACCUCAUUCCCCUGUCAGUCAGGACAGCUGCUGACCUUCCCAGUAAGGUCAUCCUGAAAUCGGACGAUAAAUGUGCAAACCACAAAAAACCCGUCUGAGGUUCUGCUCAGCCAAUCAGAGAAAACAUUUGGGCCAAUCGGAGGGUCUUGAUGGACACAUCCUACCGACUGUCAAGCACGGUGGGGAGGAAUGAUGCUCUGGGUACCAAACACAAAGGUUUCUUUGUUCUGAUGCUAAAACCAGAGGAACUGAAACAGAACAUUGUUACUUUUUCAACAAAGCUUCAGCUCUUGCAUUUUCUGGGGAAACUAACCUCAAAUCAACUUUUAUUUUUUUUCCCUCAACUGGUCCUGAAAGUUUUUUAUAUUUGGGUGUCUAAAUUUUUUUGAUUUGCCAAGAGUAAGAAAUGAAUUCAGUUCUGAUGACCUUUUUAUGUCAAAAGGUCCUGAACCCUGAAUAAAUAAUUGCAUGUAAAGCCGUGUGGCUGAUAGAAGCUCUGACCCACUAAUGAGCCGUGAUGCAUUAUGUUGCUGCAUUAGGCUAACAACUCCUGCAGGGUCCCUGAACGCAUCAUUCCUGAACGCGUCGUUCCUGAACGCAUUGUCCCUGAACGCAUCGUUCCUGAAUGCAUCAUUCCUGAACGCGUCGUUCCUGAACGCAUCGUUCCUGAACGCAUCGUCCCUGAACGCAUCGUUCCUGAAACGCUUCCACCUUUUGAUGCAGCUGAAGUUAGUCAUGUAUCUGAAUGUCUGACCUCAGUAAACAUCCCCAGGAAUUAACUUCACUGGUUCACACAACCUUCAAUAUAUUGAAAACUUAAUCUGACCUUUGACCCCAGUCUUGUCUUAGAUUGGUUAUUCUGGGCUGAGUCAACACUUCAGCUGCAGAAAAACGUUCAGGGAAUUUUUCUGGAGUCAGAUUAACGUUUGACUGCAGUUGAUCUUGAUGUCAGAAAGCAGCUAAACGUCUCACACCCCUGAACAGUUUCACAUUUUAGCUUCUUCAUGUUUUACUGGGACUUUAUGAAAACAAAGUAGUCCAAAUUUUCAAGGAAGAUUUUAUGUUUUUCUCAUUGACUUAGAUCUGAAAAGUGUGGCAUGCCAGUGUAAAGAGCACCAGUGAGUGCAGGUGAAGCUCAGGUUUUUCCUGUUUUAGCUCCAUCUGUCCUCACAGCAUGAUGCUGCCACCACCAUGCCAACCACAGGCGACAUGAGGAAUGCUAGUUUUUCCCACACAUGAAGCGUAAAAUGUUGACAAAAGGAGUUUCUUCUUUGUUCUGCUUUCCUUACCUGGCAAAUAAUGGUUGACAUGGCAACUUCUCCCAGUGCUGCACUACUUUCUGCUGGCCAUGAAAUCCUGAAACGCCGCCUGAGGUCUGUGGGAACAUAAUGUGACAGUCAGGAGGUGUGAGAACUUUUUGCAGACCUUUGUGAAUAAACGCAUGAUUUCUGUUGCACUUCAUCUCUGUAAGCUUUUUCUCAUUUUUAUGAUGUUUAAAACCCAGAAAUAAUUUCAUUUUUUUCCCCUUUUUGUCAUUGAACGUUUGUUAAAGAUGAAGGAAGAAAAUCUGUUGUAUUCUGAAGGAAACGACCAAUAAGCUCCAUCUGCAGGUACAACAAGUUUAUCAGACAUUCUGCAGCUGCUGGCCGUGAAUCUGCACUUUAGCACAAACGAUGACGGAUGUUCAGCUGUAAAGUUUUAGCUCAGUGGGUCGGAUUGUGUAACAUAUGAAUGCAGCAAAACUACAAGAAAUGUUCUAUUAUCCUGCACAUAUAUGCUAAUAAACAUGGAUUAGGGAAUAUUUGUACACACUAUAUCUAAAGAUCUUAAAUGUUAAUAUAUUUCAGAGUAUGUGUAUGCUAAUAUGUGGUUAAUAUGAAUAAAUCGUUUUUUCACUUGAGAA
Poeciliopsis prolifica (blackstripe livebearer) is the source of this 6569-nucleotide messenger RNA. RefSeq names its product gamma-aminobutyric acid type B receptor subunit 1-like. Lineage: Eukaryota; Metazoa; Chordata; Actinopteri; Cyprinodontiformes; Poeciliidae. Gene Ontology annotation, molecular function: G protein-coupled GABA receptor activity. Gene Ontology annotation, cellular component: membrane; G protein-coupled receptor heterodimeric complex. Gene Ontology annotation, biological process: G protein-coupled receptor signaling pathway; gamma-aminobutyric acid signaling pathway. The record is from RefSeq and is a predicted model, not a curated record.